AGUUUCGUUUUAGACGCGCGCGCGUGCGGUUCUGUUGUCUCCCAUCGCCCGUUUGCCGUUUACCGUUUGUGCGAAACGGUUAAGCAUUUCGUUAAGUUCAGCGAGCGGUUCUCUUGAGUGCAGUCAUGCGUUUGUUGCUGUUGCUGUUGACGGCCCUUCUGGCUCUCCUGGCCCAGGUCCGUGGCCAGCAGGACUAUUGCUUUGGCAAGGACACGGAGCGACUGCAGACGCGUCAGUUUAGCUCGAAGACAGCCUAUCAGAUUGUCAAGGGCACCAACAUGGACAAGCAAUAUCAGGUGCCCGGCUGUGAGCCCAACAAGAUGUGGAUCUUCCACAGGCACGGCACGCGGCUGCCCACGCCGAGCACCAUUGAGGCGGCACCGCGACUGGAAGAGCUACGCGAUUUGAUAGUGAAUAAUUAUCGGGUGAGGCGCACCAAGCCGGAGACUGAUGCCUUGUGCGACACGGAUCUGACCGCCAUCCAGAUGUGGAAAUGGAAUACCAGCAUUACGGUCGACAUUGAGGAGUAUCUGACCAGCCAGGGCUACGAGGAUCUGCGCGGCACUGCCAAGGUCUACCAGCACUACUUUCCCACGGUGCUGCCCACCACAUUCAACGACACCUACUACCUGUUCCGUCACACGGAUACUCAACGUACCACGGAGAGUUUCAAGGGCUUUGCCGAGGGUCUCUUUGGUGACAGCAGUGUGGCCACUGCAGCGGAUAUUCCCGAGAAGGAUCUGCUGCUGCGUCCCUACGAUUACUGCACGGAUUUCAAAGACAAGAACUACAAGGGCGUGGGCUCCGAGUAUCAGAAAUAUUGCACAAGCGCCAUAUGGAAUAAUACUAUGGAGGAUAUUACACGCAGACUUGGCUUCACAGUUCUGGCCGAGGACGAUAUCAAGCUGAUGUUUGAUAUUUGUCGCUACGAGCAGGCCUGGCAGGUGGAUCGGACGAGCGUCUGGUGCGGCGCCUUUUUGCCCGAGCACGUGACCGUCAUGGAAUACGCCGAGGAUCUGAAAUACUACUACGAAUCCGGCUAUGGCUUCGAGGAGAACACGCGCUUCAAUUGCCGCGCCGUCCAGGAUAUGCUUACCCGUCUCAGCAGUCCCGUCUCUCCCCACGUCGUCGCCUAUUUUGCCCACUCGACGGGUCUGCAGACUCUGCUCACAGCGCUGGGCAUCAACAAGGAUGACAUCGCACUGCGUGCGGAUAACUACGACUCGAUGACAAGUCGUCGCUGGAAGACCAGUCUGCUGGGUCCCUUUGCGGGCAAUUUCGUGGCCGUGAAAUACAAUUGCCCCGCGGAGCUGGAGCCGGAGAAGGUCGUCUUCUUUCUCAAUCAGAAUGCCGUCGAUCUGGACUGGUGCAAUGUGGGUCUGUGCAACUGGUCGGAUGUCCUGCAGAAGUACAAAACCAUCUCGGAGGCCAACUGUGAUGAGUAUUAUUGCCGCUCUGCCGCAUCUUCUGGACGUGCCUCAAUUCUGGUCACCGCUUUUAUUGCCGCAUUUGUCUACUUGAUGCAUUAGAUCUGAAAUAGAUUCGACUUAAAUAGCGCAGGGAUCUGGUUUAGUUUCUAAUUAGGCUAUCUUCAAAGUUCGCACCAAAAACAAAAAUAGUCAAUUAAAUUAAUCGAGUAUUUUCGUAUUUUUCAAUAAAUGUACAUUUUCUACUUUUAACGAGCACACUUUACACUGAAAUUAAAUAAAACAAAUACACACACACACACACACAUACAAAAACAAACACAAUUAGCUUUUUCCAAUUAAUUAUUAAGCUCUGCUUGUGAUAAAUGAAUAGAUAGAUGAAAAAUAAAUAGCUUUAUAAAUUA
Molecule: messenger RNA, 1831 nt
Organism: Drosophila montana
Lineage: Eukaryota; Metazoa; Arthropoda; Insecta; Diptera; Drosophilidae
Product: multiple inositol polyphosphate phosphatase 1-like
Exons: 5
Coding region: 126-1529 (467 amino acids)
Molecular function (GO): acid phosphatase activity; inositol phosphate phosphatase activity
Source: RefSeq, a predicted model, not a curated record